Messenger RNA from Symbiodinium pilosum, 390 nucleotides. The record is from the annotation of a GenBank genome assembly. Lineage: Eukaryota; Dinophyceae; Suessiales; Symbiodiniaceae.
AUGGACAAGGAGAUGCAGUUUUACAAGGCUUUGGGUGGUGGCGAGACUCACCAGCCUUUGGGUCUGUUCUCCUUCCUCGGCAUGAUGCUGAACCCGUUCAGCUCCAGCAAGACGAAGGCCAACAUCAAGAAUACAUCGACUGCAGGAAACAUGAAAGGUGAAGGCUUCAUUGCUGGUGGCUGCUACGUGUUGAACAAGGAUGGCAGCCCAGCGUUCAGCUACCUUGAGGAGAACUUGGGUGACCACGCAAACCCGGAGGACGCUGCUGUAAUGAACAAUUUGCCCGGGCUUGUCAAGUCUCAGGUGAAACAGCCAAACCGCCUGCUCGCUGUGCGACGAGAGGGAAAUGGCAUCUCUGAUGCCAUCUGCCUGUCGUUGUCUGCUAGCUGA